Messenger RNA from Oryzias melastigma (Indian medaka), 2470 nucleotides. It is a transcript of the gene dio3a, whose product is annotated as iodothyronine deiodinase 3a. NCBI's taxonomy places the organism in Eukaryota, Metazoa, Chordata, Actinopteri, Beloniformes, Adrianichthyidae. The transcript has a single exon. Gene Ontology annotation, molecular function: thyroxine 5'-deiodinase activity. The record is from RefSeq and is a predicted model, not a curated record.
CAAAUGUGGAGGAGGGUCCGAUCUGUAGUUUGGGGACACCUAUUUACCGCAUUUAUUAUGUUUCAUGUAAUUCACUCCUUUCUGAAUUAUAUAUAUAUAUAUAUGUUGUCAUUUUUGUAAAAUAUGUUUUGGGGUAAUUUUAUGGUAAAAAGCAAUUAUACUGCAGUGAAUGCCAUAAAAAUGUAGUUUAUUCAUGGGUUUAUGAAAUGUAAAACACUAAUAAUGUGAAUCUUGAAGUUUUGGGGAAGAUUUUCCAUCCCUUUUCAUAUAUUUCUUGGCAUCCUGACUGGAUGUUGGACUUUUCUAGACCUGAUCCACUGCUCUCCUGCGUUUAACCGUUGAGAUGCGUGAAGGUAAUCCCCACCAUGUGAGGCCUCGGCCCCAGUUUGGAGGCGGGGUGUUUUUCAUUCAAAUCUGCUGGCGCUAUAAAACCAGAGGAAAUUGCAAGUAACCCAACUUCAACCCACGAGCUCGUGGCGCAGCAAGCUGGUCCGGGCUGUCACAACCAGACAUGAUGAACACUGUGAAAGCUCUGAAAAACGCACUGGUGUGCCUGCUGCUGCUGCCGCGCUUUCUGCUGGCAGCUGUUGUGUUUUGGCUGCUUGACUUUUCCUGCAUCAGGAAAAGGGUUUUUCUGAGGAUGAAGGAGCAGGGAGGCGAUGAUCCUCCUCUGUGCAUCUCCGACUCCAACCGCCUGUUCAGCGUGGAGUCGCUCAAAGCGGUCUGGCACGGACACAAGCUGGACUUUCUGAAAGCGGCGCACCUGGGGCGCGGAGCGCCCAACACCGAAGUGGUCCAUCUGGAGGACCAGAGGCGCAGCCGGAUCCUGGACUACGCCAAGGACAAGAGACCGCUCAUCCUCAACUUUGGCAGCUGCACCUGACCGCCGUUCAUGGCGCGCCUGAAGGCGUUCCAGGGGGUCGUGCAGCAGAACGCGGACAUCGCAGACUCUUUAGUGGUGUACAUCGAGGAGGCGCAUCCUUCCGACGGCUGGAGGAGCACCGACGCGCCCUACCAGAUCCCCCAGCACCGGCGCCUGGAGGACCGGCUGAACGCAGCGCAGCUGAUGCACCUGGAGGUGCCCGGCUGCCUGGUGGUGGUCGACAGCAUGGAGAACUCCUCCAACGCGGCGUACGGAGCCUUUUUCGACAGACUUUACAUUCUGCAGGAGGGAAAGGUCGUUUAUCAAGGUGGCAGGGGUCCCGAGGGCUACCGGAUCUCAGAGCUCAGAGACUGGCUGGACCAAUACAGGAAGGGGAUGGAGAAGUCCAGUAAUCUAGUCAUCAAUAUGUAGAUUCUAUUUUUUAGAGCUGCUAUGACAGAAACAAAGAUGCUGCAAAAUUCCAGAUUAGUCAAAUGCAUUUUUAAUUUUACUUUUGAAUUUUCUGUACCCUGUAAAACAAUUUGUAUCAUAUUUAAUAUACACGUUUCUGACAUCUUUGUGAUCCAAACUUUUCUUAGAAAACUUUUCUUCCUUGUAGUUCAUUAUAAUUCCACUAGGGGCAGUAGAAGGGCGAUUCAAAGUUUCCGCCACGUGAAAUCUCAAAAACACUUAAAGAAAGUUCAGCAAAUUUGCGAAAAUUUGCGAUAAAAUCACCUCUUCUUUAGUUGUUCAUUUUUGAAAAUGGCUAUUUGCUGUAUUGAAAAAAUGAAAAAUGAAUUCUUUAUAGCACAGUUAAACUAUGUUAAAAAUGUGUGGAUCAAACUACAAUUGUUGCGAACAAAAACCCACCAAAUCACCCAACGUAUUAUAAUUCAUACAAUCUAUAACGAGAGAGAAAAAAAUUAACUAUACGUGCUUUGUUGUUCAUUAUUAUCCUAGGGCAUCAGAAGGACGUUUUUUUAUUUUUAUUUUUUAUUUUUCUCAUUUCAAAAAUGACUGAAUUCUCAAAGUUUUAGGAUGACAUUACCUCAUCUAAUGUUUUUUUAAUGGUUACAUGCUGUUUUGAAAUAAUGCAAACAUUGUUAAAAUUUUUCUUUAUAGCACAGCUACAACAUCUUUAAAAUGUGUGGAUCAAACUAAAAUUGUGAGGAAAAAUGUACCAUUUUACCAAACAUAUUAUAAAUAAUACUAUCUAUAUCUCGAGUAAAAACAAACAAACAAACAAACAAAAAACUAUUGAACUAUAACUUUUUUGUAGUUCAUUAUUAUCCCACUAGGGGCAGUAGAAGGACAUUUCUUGCUCAUUUCAAAAUGGCCGCCUCCACAAAUUCUCCAAAACACUUCAAGUUUAGCUAGUUUUAAAAAUUUUACAAUUACAUUACGUCAUCUAUUGUUGUUUGUUUUUUAACAUGGCUACUUGCUUUAUGAAAAUAAUAAAAAAAAAGUUGAAAAUUAAAUCUUUAUAGCACAGUUACAAUAUGUUCAAAAUGUUUGGAUCAAAUUUGAGACAGUGGGUUAAUAAGGUGAUUUUUUUUCCUUAACUCAUCCUAAACUAAAAUUGUUGUGAGCAAAAACUUAACAUAACCC